This is a messenger RNA of Scaptodrosophila lebanonensis, 4198 nucleotides long. RefSeq names its product Down syndrome cell adhesion molecule homolog (gene fred). Gene Ontology annotation, biological process: cell-cell adhesion. NCBI's taxonomy places the organism in Eukaryota, Metazoa, Arthropoda, Insecta, Diptera, Drosophilidae. The transcript is spliced from 8 exons. Gene Ontology annotation, molecular function: cell adhesion molecule binding. The record is from RefSeq and is a predicted model, not a curated record. The coding region runs from base 10 to 3957 and encodes 1315 amino acids. Gene Ontology annotation, cellular component: cell-cell junction.
AAAACAAAUAUGGCGACCAUAAAGCUGCUCAUUAUCGCUCCCUUCGGACUAUGCUUGAUGAUGCUGCUGCUAGUUUUCUGCAGUGCAGUAGAUGCCAGCGACUCGUUGGACACACGUGAAGGCGUCGAUCUCGUGCUCAAGUGCCGUUUCACCGAGCAUUAUGACUCAAAUGAUUUCACCUUCUAUUGGGCGCGUUGGACCUGCUGCCCCACAUUGUUCGAGAACGUGGCCAUCGGCGAUGUGCAGCUCAACUCGAAUUAUCGCCUGGACUUUAGACCGGCGCGUGGCAUCUACGACCUGCAAAUUAAGAACACAUCCUACAACCGCGACAACGGACGCUUCGAGUGCCGCAUCAAGGCAAAAGGCACCGGCGCCGAUGUGCAUCAGGAGUUCUACAACUUGACGGUUCUGACGGCACCGCAUCCACCGAUGGUCUCUCCUGGCAACAUAGCCAUCGCUACCGAGGAGCGACCCCUGGAGCUGACUUGCGGCAGCAUUGGAGGCUCGCCGGAUCCGAUGAUAACCUGGUACCGUGAGGGCAGCAACGUGCCCCUGCAGUCCUAUGCACUGAAGGGCGGCUCCAAGAACCACUACACAAAUGCCACACUGCAGAUUGUACCACGACGCGCCGACGAUGGCGUCAAAUACAAAUGCGUCGUUUGGAAUCGUGCCAUGCCCGAGGGUCAUUCGUUGGAAACAACCGUGGCGCUGAAUGUCAACUAUUACCCCCGAGUUGAGGUCGGCCCACAAAACCCAUUACGCAUUGAACGCGAUCACAUCGCCAAGCUGGACUGCCGUGUGGAUGCCAAGCCGAUGGUCACAAGUGUCCGAUGGUCACGCAAUGGUCAGUAUGUGAGUGCGACGCCUAGUCACACGAUCUAUCGAGUGAGUCGCCAUCACGCGGGCAAAUAUACAUGCAGCGCUGACAACGGACUGGGAAAGACAGGUGAAAAGGACAUUGUGCUGGACGUGCUAUAUGCACCGGUGGUGGUAAUCGAGUCCAAGACGCACGAAGCCGAAGAAGGUGAAACCGUUUUGGUCCGUUGCAAUGUGACGGCCAAUCCACCGCCGAUAACUAUUGAGUGGUUGAAGGAAGGAGCACCUGAUUUCCGUUACACGGGUGAGCUGCUCACCCUGGUCUCAGUGCGCGCGGAGCAUGCUGGAAAUUACAUUUGUCGGUCCGUCAACAUAAUGCAGCCGUAUAACUCAAAGCGUGUCGAGGGUGUGGGUAAUUCGACGGUGGCUCUGCUGGUACGUCAUCGCCCUGGCCAGGCCUAUAUAACACCCAACAAACCGGUAGUGCAUGUAGGCAACGGAGUAACCCUCAGCUGCUCGGCCAAUCCACCAGGCUGGCCAGUUCCUCAGUACCGUUGGUUCCGUGACAUGGAUGGGGAGAUGUCGAAUACGCAAAAAAUUCUGGCGCAGGGUCCGCAAUACUCCAUUCCCAAGGCACAUUUGGGCAGCGAGGGCAAGUAUCAUUGCCAUGCGGUGAAUGAGCUGGGAAUUGGCAAAAUGGCCACCAUUAUUCUAGAAGUUCAUCAGCCCCCUCAGUUCCUAGCCAAACUGCAGCAGCAUCAAACGCGGCGUGUUGGAGAUGUGGACUAUGCAGUCACAUGCAGUGCCAAGGGCAAACCUACACCUCUUAUAAGAUGGAUCAAGGAUGGCACAGAAAUUCUGCCCACGCGAAAAAUGUACGACAUUCGAACCACACCAAGUGAUGUGGGAGGCGGUGUAAUUACUGUGCAAAGCAUACUUAAGUUCCGUGGCAAAGGCAGGCCAAAUGGCAAUCAGUUGGUUCCUGGUGAUCGGGGUCUCUAUACCUGCCUCUACGAAAACGAAGUGAACUCGGCGAACUCCUCGAUGCAUCUACGCAUUGAGCAUGAACCCAUUGUGCUGCAUCAGUACAACAAGGUGGCCUAUGAUGUACGCGAGUCUGCCGAGGUAGUUUGCAAGGUACAGGCAUAUCCUAAGCCGGAAUUCCAAUGGCAAUUCGGCAACAAUCCCUCGCCGUUGACAAUGUCUUCUGAUGGCCACUAUGAGAUAAGCACACGCAUGGAUAAUAAUGAUGUGUACAUCUCGGUCCUGCGAAUAGGUCACUUGCUCCACUCCGAUUAUGGCGAAUACACAUGUCGAGCCGUCAAUCCCCUAGACGCUAUUCGCACUCAAAUCCGGUUACAGCCCAAAGGACCGCCGGAGCGCCCUACUUCGCUUAAAGUUCUCGAAGUGGCUCACAACUAUGUGGUUCUCGGCUGGAUGCCAGGCUUCAAUGGCGGCCUCAUGAGCACCAAGUAUCUUGUUAGCUAUCGUCGCGUUGCAACUCCUCGCGAGCAACUGCUCAGCGAUUGCAGCGGCGGAGGGGGCUUCACAGGCAGCUAUCAGAUUAGUCCUGCCAGUGGAGCACACGAGUGGAUUGAAUUUAAUUGCUUUCGAGAGAAUCCCUGCAAGUUAGCUCCAUUGGAUCAACAUCAGAGCUACGCCUUUAAGUUGUAUGCUCUAAACUCCAAAGGCACUUCAGGUUACUCCAAUGAGGUUCUGGCCACCACGAAGGUCAGCAAAAUUCCACCGCCGUUGCAUGUAACCUAUGAUCCUAAUUCUCACGUGCUGGGUAUUAACGUGGCGGCCACGUGUCUCUCACUAAUUGCCGUUGUCGAGUCGUUGGUCAAUCGUCAGACACCCGUCGCCACCUGGGAGAUUGUGGAUACGCUGACGCUGCUGCCCUCAGGAAACGAGGCCACUUUCAAGGAGGCCGUCAUAAAUCAUAUGGCUCGCACGGCUCACUACACGACAGCCACGUCCGGCCGCAGCUUGGGGGGCAGCAGCUCCGUAGGAGGUGCACAGAUGGGCGAGGAUAUCACAAUGGCCCUGGCCGAAACUGCGGGUCAGGGUCCAUCCGUGCGUGUCAAGCUGUGCCUCCGCAAUAAUCACGAGCAUUGCGGCGCUUAUGCGAAUGCAGAAAUUGGAAAGUCGUAUAUGCCCAACAGCUCCACACUGACCACAUCCGCGGUGGUGGCUAUUGUCAUUGCUGCGCUCUCGUUUCUACUCUUCCUCGGCUUACUCUACGCUUUCUGCCGCUGUCGACGCAGGCAUGCGGCCAAGAAACAUGCUGCAUCAGCAGCCGCAAACGCAACCUCCGCGACUGGAAAGGAAUAUGAACUGGACUCGGGCAGGCCUUCGUUGGUGGCACAAACAACCACUGCUGGCAGCGCCCCACAGUCAACAUCAAGCAUUACAGGCCAGCCCCCACCACCUCCCUACUAUCCCACUGGCAGCCUGGACAGCAAGCAACUCGACACUGGCCAUGGUAUGGAACUGACACUCAGUGCCCUCCACGAUCCCGACGAGCAGCUGAACAUGCAGCAAGGCGAGACGCAUGCAGCUCACUAUUCCACGCAGCAGCAACAGCAGCAGCAGCAGCAAAAAGCUUCACAUGGUCUCUACGGCGCCGUCCAGCAGCAGCAGAAUGGAUAUGGCUAUCAUGUGACAAGUGCCAUUGGUGUGGAUGGCGACAGCUAUCAAGUGCUGCCGUCGGCCGCUGGACAUGGAGACAGCAAUGGCAGAGACCCCAACGCCUCCGCCUCCAGUGAGAACAGCUAUAGCAAUGCCCGAGAUCUCUCGCAGGACACACUGUGGCAUCUCCAGGCCACUGCUGGCCAGCAAAUCUAUGUGGAGCGCCCACCCUCCGCCUUUAGCGAUGCCCUGGCCAACUGUGUGGUGGACUAUGCCGGCUAUUCGCCGCAUAUAAAUACGGUGACCAGUUCUCUUAGCCAGCAGAACUUUUCAGCGCAACCACCGGCAUCUGUAGCGGGGCCACACGAGAUGCUCCAAGCGGCACAGCGUUAUGGCACGUUGCGAAAAGCCAAGCCUCCGCUGCCGCCUCAGCGUAUGGAGCAUCAACAACAGCAAAAGCAGCAGCAGCAAACAAAGCUGGCAGACAUAAUACAGGAUUUGGCAAAUUAAACUAAUUGCCAGUUGGGCAACAUAACCAAAUACAACAACUAAACCGUAGCCGAAAUAUGAACCAUAGAAAAAAGGAAUGAAUACAAAAUGUUUUCGACAUAAGCGUUAAGUAAGUAAAUUGGACAAACCAAAAACAAGCAUUUUAUUCAAUUCUUAGGAGUUAAGUAGCAGCAGCAACAACAAAAACCAAAUUAAUAAAUAACAAAAGUAACAGGAAAAUUAAUUUAAGGUAUCUCUAACC